AUGAGAAUAAUCUGCCUGAUCUUCGUUCUCGCCGUCGGCAUCUUAUGCCCCGUACUCUCAGCCGUUGUGAGCAACGAAGUUGACCAGGCGCACUGGGAUCUGUCGACUUCGCUGAAUGGAUUCUCCUUCGAGCGAGCCAAGGCACUUACCGCCAAAACCACUGAUCGACCUGGUACUCAUGUUUCGCGACUGAAGAACCUCAAAGGCAAAGUUGAUUCCCAUCCGAGAUCUUCUCUCUCUCUUCUUUCGCGAUCCCAAAGCUCAGUUCCAGGCGAAAGUGCGGCUCCUUAUCAGAACAUCUCUGCACUCGGUAGAUUCUCCACUGCAUACGGAAUUCAGUGCAGUUGGGACAAUACCCCUGUUUGGUUCAUUUUCGACACUGGGAGCUCUGACACUUGGGCUGCCAAAACUGGCUUCAGAUGUGAAGACGGUGCAGGUAGAACCCAUGACCAAGCUUCAUGUAACUUUGGCCAGCCUCACAUUCCAAACUUCCUCCAGGACGUUUCGGGAGUGUACUUCCAUCGACGAUACGGGUCUGGAGAAGAUGUGUCAGGACCUAUGGGCACCUCUGAUAUUGCAUGUGGCGGCAUCUCGGUUUCUGGACAGCAAGUCGGAUUAGCCAGCAGGGCGUACUGGCGCGGCGACAACGUCACUGUUGGUAUCCUUGGCCUUGCAUACCCAUCUCUGACAAGUGGCUAUCUUGGCGACCCAGCUGAUCCCGUUGAUGACUCGGACUGGAACAACUAUCCUUACACACCUUGGUUAACCAAUGCCAUCGCGCAGGGUUUGAUAGAUCCUGUCUUUAGUGUUUCUAUCGACAGGAACUCUAGUGAUGGAGUACUAGCAUGGGGUGGACUUCCGCCCAUGCCGUGGGACCCUAAAGCCUUCGCAGCCACGGACCUUAUAAUCGCAAAACUUGUCGAUCGUGACACCACUGCCUGGGAACCUUCUUUCUAUACCAUCAUUCCGGAUGGCCUACAAUGGGGAAGCACAACCGACACUGGAAAGUAUCCCUAUAUCGUUGAUACAGGGACUACAAUGAUGCAUGUUCCACCUCCACUGGCCGAUGCCAUUGCCAGGUCUUUCAUCCCUCCGGCCACGUACAUGCCACAAUGGGGAGCCUACUUCGCCGACUGCCAUGCCAUCCCUCCUCGGUUUGCGGUUAUUAUCUCCGGGGUACGGUUCUGGAUCAACCCAGCCGAUCUUAUAUAUCAAGAAUUUACUGAUCCAACGGGCAAAUGUGCGAUUGCUAUUUCGACUGGUGGCCCUGGACCGUACAUCUUAGGGGACGUAUUCCUGCAGAACGUCGUAGCAGCCUUUGAUGUAGGUGGUGCAGAGAUGCGAUUUUACUCUAAGCAGUAG
Molecule: messenger RNA, 1362 nt
Organism: Fusarium sp. VM40
Lineage: Eukaryota; Fungi; Ascomycota; Sordariomycetes; Hypocreales; Nectriaceae
Source: the annotation of a GenBank genome assembly